UGAGAUUAAGCUGGUAUUUCCGUAACGCAGCGUGUGCGUGCCUCAGAGGCUGAGCCGGUGUUAACCGUAACUCAAUUUGGGCAGUCACAUCGGGUCCCAGAGAAAUGGGGUUCAGUCAGAGACUGCAAGAGAGUGUUACAUGUAGUGAAGCUAAAAUACCCGAGGCAAAUGGCUCUGACCGGAAAUAAACCAAAUCUACAAAUCUAAUUCUAACAUGUGGCCACAAAUUCCUAAACUAUACCAUCAAGUCAAAAACAAUACAACAAUUACAUACCUCAGCUGAGUGGGCAUAGAGUAACUGCAGAAAAUAUCUGAUUACAGAUGUAGAUUCACACAGCACUAUGUGGGAGCUCUGAUUACAGAGUUUCUCCUUUUGCUACUCUGGAGUUCUUCCUUAAGUUUCCAAACCAAGUGACAGAAUGUCUUUAGAGACUAAAUUUCCUGAGCAAAUAUUAUGAUUGAUUAUUUUAGGGACUGUUUUGAUCUUGUGUGCAUGUCCUGGAGAACUGCUGAUCUUAUCAAUUCUCAGACCCUCAGCCAAUCGAAUUGCUUUAGGAGGAAUGUGGGAAUUCCUUUGUUCCACCAGGUGACAAGAUCCUCCACUUUGGUGGGUUUUGUCUUAUUUUCUAUAUUUCUCUUAUAGGAUAACAUACUGCGUUAAGGUUGAGAGUAUUGUGCCCAUCGUACUGUGACCAUUCAAACAUGGGUGUAUGUGUCCCUAAUGUUACUCUGGGAUAAUGCCUCCUUUGUUGGUGUGAGUUAGUGAGUGUGGGAUGCAUCUGUGUCUUGACGCAGCCAGGUCUUGUGACAGGAAUUUGGCUGUAGGGUUCUGGCCGCCCAGUGGGGGUGAGGUGUCCCUUUUGAUGAGGUGAUCGGGUGAUUUGGGUCCAGUCUUGUUGGAGCCAGUGGACCUUUGCCUUAGGACAUUGGGUGGAACAUUGCCGGCUUGUCAGAAGUCAGACCGGUGGGGCCUGCAAGGCCUGUGGCCUUACAGAACUAAGCCAGACGUCUUUCACCAAUAUUUCCUUUCAGCAGAAUUUAAGCACUUUUUUCACUGUUACUCCACAAUCAAGGAUAUGAAUUAUGCUCCUUUUCCAGGGCCUUUGAAUUAAAACCCCCAUUUUGGUAUUACAGCUAGUGAACAAGAAGAAGAACUAUGUGAAGUAUGAAGAUUAUCUAGCUACUCGGUGUAUAUUGGAGGGGCUUUAAAUCUCCCAGCAGCCUUGUCAGUGUGCAUAAGCAGGCUAUUCCUCAAGUUCAUUGCUGUUAGCCGUCAUCUGUGCAUGAAGAAACCCCAUUGGUUGGUGGAGGGAUGGGGAUGGAGCUAGUUUUUCUGCAAAAUGCUCCCCGAUCCCUGUCACAUCCAAACUUCCACACCGCACACAUGACCUCCUGGCCUUCAUUGCACCAGUCUGGUACUUUAGCUUUCUGUCAGCACCCUGUGUCACAAAUGAAAAUCUGUGAUUGAUAUCUUAACAGAUGCAUACAGUACCUUUCUUUUUGCAUUGGAAACCAGGCUUACAGACUGGAAUUGUCUGCAUUUUCAGUGUCAGACCUGUGCCAGAUCCUGCAAGGCUGUUCUGUAGACGAAUAGACAGCAUUUAACUGCUUCAGGUUGAAUAAUAGAGCAAGAAAUAUAGUUUAACAAGAGAAGUUCCAAGAAGUAAAACAUAUGCUUUAUCUUACUGGGUCAGAGAGGACCUCAUGGUGCCUGAUUUAAAAUGUCAUGAGGAGAACAUGUUGACAGGUCCUUUUAACAUAUUGAGGGGAAUCUUCCAGCUUGGAACAUGAAGUUUUGUUUCAGGAAGGUCUGUUACACCAGAAACGGUUACAUUAUUUUUGGGGUAACCUUUAGGUCGGCUGUUCAAACCCAGGUAUGAGGAUUCUUCAGCCAAUCAGUCCUCUAAUCAGUAAUCUAAGUAGGUAGUUGCAGUGAAAACCCGCAUACACUGCGGCCCUUUCUGGAUAAGAUAAGCCACUCCUGUUCUAGUAGUAAUAAAAUGUUUAUAAUGGCAUGAUUAUGACAUGUCAUGGUUGGUUAUCUCGGUUAAGAUCAGGCACAUGGGGCUAUAUCUGUGCACCAUGUUAACAGAGAUGGAGUUCACAGCUUCAGGGUGGAGAACUGUCACCUUUGAGUUUUUCCAGAAUCGUCACCGUGACAAGAUAUAGAGCCAAAUUAACAAUGCUUUAGAGCUUAAGGAAGAAGACAGAAAUGGCACUUCACCUUCUUGGAGUUUUUUGCCUGCUCCUCCACACGUCUGUCGGAAUAGCAGCCAAGAGUCUGGUGGAUCUAGAGACAGCCUCGACCCUGCUGAUACCAUGCUACACCAGGGUGGCACUGCACUGCAACAUUUCCUCGCAGGCGGAACUCUCUGUCAAUAAGCUGGCUUGGAUUGACGUGGCCAGCCAGACGGAGCUGUGUGUCGUCAACAUGAAUAAUCUGAGUUCCUCUGGGAACCACAGCAUGAAAUGCGAGUACAUUCCCCAGAAAAGGCUCACGCUGACUUUCAGACACGUUCAUCCGGAGCAUCAGCGAACGUACAAGUGUAGCCUGAAGUCCAAUCGAGGAAUCAAACAGGCCACCACCAAAGUUAAGCUACAAGAUUGCUACAGAAACAAAUACCUCAACUUAUCUGCGUCGUGGGCCACAUGCCAUUUCUCUGGUGUUUAUCCCGAGGGGGAGGUGCACUGGUUCCAUGGCGACAGGAAUGUGACGGAGCACUCGGACAGGCAUACGACUAGGCGUAACCACGACGGGACUUUCAACGUGUCCAGCAGCCUGCACACAGAGCAUUCGUCGAGUGAAUGCUCCUUGUGGAUCCCCAGCUCUAAGGCUUACCUGGUGAGGCAACCAAUAACUAAGCUGAAUUCACUCAGUUACAGGUCUGACAGCAGAGCUGUAGCUGCCCACACCUUCAGCCUAGGGUUUGGGUUAAUGCUGACCAGGCUCCUUGUGCCAUAGUCCUGCCAGGCACACGCCAGGGACGCUCCUCUCUAGCUACCUCAUGUGAGGAAACACGAACAAUGAAAAAUUAACUAAACUUGCUGACCAGAAGCCGGUGGUUUGAAAGGCAUUUCCUCUGUCUUUCUUCGUGUUUUCUGUCAUAUUGCUGUUUAAAAUUGUGAAUUGAGUUGUUGGAUUUGUUUUUUUUUGUUCAUAGAUUUUUUUUUAAAUGAAGUCCCGUGUGUAAUUACUGUACAGACAAUAAGAAGUUAUCUCAAUGGACUUUGUCACCUGUAAAAUAAUGCUGCUGGUGUGUGGGUGUAGUGCAGACGUGGUUAGCGCCAAACAGCCAGCUUAACAACUGCUGUAUAUGUCUUCCAGUCAUUCUUCAGGAAAAAACAGUAAUGUAAAUGCAACAUUUAUUUUCUUUAAUGCCAUCUUUUCACUAUUGUGAUCAUAUGUAGCAUACUGUAAUUAAGCUAGCACCUUCAAUAACAAUGAUCUCUGUAUGUGUAUAUCUGCACCUAGUGGUCAGGAUUUUAUCAUAUAUCAACAAUUAAAACAUAUUUAGUUGUA
This is a messenger RNA of Paramormyrops kingsleyae, 3520 nucleotides long. RefSeq lists its product as uncharacterized. NCBI's taxonomy places the organism in Eukaryota, Metazoa, Chordata, Actinopteri, Osteoglossiformes, Mormyridae. The record is from RefSeq and is a predicted model, not a curated record.